CAUUAGUGUUGUCUUGACAUAGGCUGUCCAGCUUCAUUAGAGGAUUGCACUGGACCAUUGGUUCAGUACAGGAGGCAGGACUGACAGUAGGCACCAAUCUUGAACAAGGGCUUAAAAAAGAACAUGCUGAAAGAGUUACAGUGACAUAAAAAGACAGAGGGGGAAUACUGUGGCCUGUAACGAUACUCCUAGAACACAAACACGUUUUGUAACUUACUCAGCACACUAAAUGUAGUCUUGGUCAGGUAUCAAAAAGUGUGAUUCAGAUCCUUUCAUGUCAUGGAUUUCAUCAACAAAGCCUGCUCAUAAGAUGCUGGUUACAGUUAUGUAAUGUAUUUCCCAAAAUAUUGAAUUUAUCAGAACUAAUUUUCUAUGAAGUCUACAUUGAAGACAAAGCUAUUGACUGUAAGUAAUUAAUGCAACAACACUGAGACUGCUAAAAUGAAAGUGAAGUUUACAGAAUGGCAUACAGUUGAUAUGUAGUAUGAAUAUAACUGAAAAUUAAUCUGACUAAAAAGCAAAACAGCUAUAUAUUUAAAAAGUAAACAAAAACUUAGACUUAAUAACAACCAAUGCAGAUGAAAUUAUAAGAAAAAAAUAAGAAAAACUGGACUUAUUUAGAGCAUGCUAAAACAGCACAACAGUACAACGUAACAACAACAACAACAAUAACAACAAUAAUAAUAAUAAUAGUGCCAUUUAUUGGUAUGAUGUAAGAGCCACUAAGAGCUGAAGGAUCACUGUGUAUAACAGAAAUUGUUACAGAGACAGCUCUGUGGACUUUAAGUGACUGGGUGCUGAGAGGACAGAAGUGCCUUGGUCAAUUUGGCUCAAUUAAAGAAACUAAAUGAAACAGAAUGACAGUAGACAGCGGAGAGCAAGAAAGGACAGCAAGUGAUUGACAGAGACAGACUUCUACAGCAGCUGAGCCUCAGCUCAGAUACAGUACAAAGGUUAUAGCUAUUAAUACACCAGGACACAUACAAACACACACAUAAUGUGACACAUUUAAUUUAAUUGAUGUCACUUCUGGUUCAUGACGCUGCUCAAGUCAGCAUUGCUCAGUUUACUCUCACCCUUUAACUUUGCUUUGCAUUAAUGUGAAUAAUCUGAAACCCUAUGAUAUCCAUUUUACUGUCAAGGAAUCCAUGUCAGUGGUUCGACCUUCAGCUACUCCAAUAUGAGCAAUGUGACACUUGUAAGAGCACACUAUGUACAUAUUGGGUGGUUGUGAAUGACAAGAGCACUGAGGGAGAAGCUACUGUUACACUGAAGAUAGCAGAAGAGUAUUCUGGAGCUACAACUAUGGGAUGUCUCUGAGUGUCACAGCUGGGUUGACACUGCAUUUUUGAAGAAUCAGCGCAGGCGUGACCAGUGACAAACGCACAGUCUCACAGUCGCAUGGCAGGAAACCAGGAAGGAGAGAACUUCUUCAACAUAAGCUCACUCAGCUCUGAACUAAAGCUGUGAAUGGAGAACAGCAAACUUCCCUGACUCAGUAGAAGUGCCUGCUGGACUGAAGAAUUUUAGGGCUGGAUUUCAUGGGUUGUCAAACGCCAGUUGUCAAUUCAUUCAUACAUACCUCUGGAAGUAAAUACUAACGUCACAGCAGCUAACAUUAGUGGACUUUUAUCACACCCCUAAGCAACAGUGGAUUUCUGGAGGAUCAAUCAUCAUUAAUAAUCAUGCUCCAAUGGAUCUAAUCUUUGAAAACUGCAGUUUGUUUCCCUAAAUUCAGUGACUUUAUUGUGCAUUUGCAUUUGUCUGGUCAUUGCUACUAUCUCCUGGACUACAUAAGAUGGUGAAUUCUUCUUGUUUCUUCUUGAAUUCUUCUGCAAAUGUAAUGUGUGGUUAGCGUUACAUGCAUUCUGUAGAGGAUUAAAGAUUCAUCACUUGAAACAGUGAACACUGUUGGGUCUGAGGUGGAUAAUCUGCACAAACACAGCGAGCAGCAGGUGGCUUUUGUAUAUUAUUUGAAAUUCAGUCAGCAUUUUGGUCCAAAUGUUCCUCAGCACAGUCCUUGUAGUCCUGACAGACCUGGCAGCCAGGUUUAUGGGUACCACCUUGUUCCGGCGGCACUUCCACCUGUUGUUGUCAGCACUGGUGAUGUUCGGUCCCAUGCUGAGUCUUUGGGUGUCUCACCACAGCAUCUUUGCCAAGAAGAAUCACUUCCUCUACAGGAUGUUCUUGCACUCUGGUUGGGGUUGGACCUGCAUCUUUGUUGGCUCUUUUGUUUUCCUCCUCUCCUUUUCCGUCCGUCGUUCCCUGUCUCUCUCCAUCCGCCACCUCUCACGGCUUGCGGUGGCCGGUGGACUAUGGCUUGGUUUUUGCAAACUCUUGGACCUCCUGGAGAAUGCCACAGGAAGCUGCUAUGAACCUUUAGAAGCUGGAACAGUGGUCACAAAUGGCCAGACUCUGCUGGUGCUGCGAGAGGGGGAGAGCAAGUCUGAGUGUCUGAAAGCUGGAAUGCUGUGGAGGGGAUAUGAGGUUUCUGAAGACAUUUUCCUUCUCUGCCUUUGCUGCCUGCUGCUGGUAGAGGAAACAGCUGUGUUUGGACCUUAUUUGAGCCUUGGGGGAAUCUCAGAUGCCCCACUGAGAAUCCUCUUUCUGUUCUGUGUUCUCCUGCUCUGGCUCUGGAUCUUCUUGUUGCUCUGUCUCUUAGCUUACUUUCCUCAGUUCCCCACCCAGCUGCUGGGGGGUGCUCUUGGCUGUCUCAGCUGGAGAGGACUAUAUCAGGGCUGGUACCGCCUGGGGCCCAGCUGGUACUGCCCCGGGAGGCCUGGUUUGGGACUACUUAACAUAAAGGCUGUCGGUAAUGACGUGGAGGAUGCGCAACUGAAACAAACGAAUCACGAUCACUGCAAUUAACUUAAAAAACAAAGAAACAAACAUUUGAGAACUAACUGUAAAAUAAAUUGAAUUCCAAACAAACAGAUGUACAGUGUGGGUUAUCAGACCUCUUAAUUCUUUCAUGUCAAAUAUGUUUAUUUACCUUUUCUGUUACGUACAACCGAUGAUUCACAUCUGCUCUUCCUUUGAAAGCUAGAAUUGUGUGACAGCUAAAUCAACCCAGCACUGGAAAGACAAAUGGAGAACAUAGAAGCAGAUUUACAGAGACAUUAAUUUGGUCGAGUUUGCUCACUUUCUGUUUUGUCCAGAUUUUUCCUGUGGACUUCAAGUCAAUGAAGAAGUGCCAAAAGCUACAGUCCUGUCACUUGUAGCCAGAGGUGGCAAAAUAUAGACAUUCUGUUCUAAAGCAGAACUGCAGUUCUUUAUCAUAGCGAGACUAUCUCUCCACUUCAUUACAUAUUCCAUAUGUACGGGGUAUGACCCCCAUUGGCCAUGGCGUCACAGCCCGUACAUAUGGAAUAUGUAAUGAAGUGGAGAGAUAGUCUCUCACUCAGAGAUGUUACAAUGUAACCGUACAAUAGUUGCAUUAAAAAAAUACUCCAGUAAAAGUUGAAGAGUAGUGAUUAAACUUCUUUACUCAAGUACAAGAGAAAAAGAAAGUGAAAAGCAGCUCCUUGAAGGACAAUUCUACUAACCAUUUUUAUGCAUAGAUAACUGGACCUGCCGCUAUAUUAAUAUAAUAUUAAAAUGAUAUUAGUACAUGAGAAUACACAUAUUAGUCAAAUCUAAAUUCCAAUGAAUGCACCCAGCUUGAAUCUGUUGUUUAGGACACAAUAAGUAAAAUAAUUUUUUCUUUUAAAGAAUGUAAAGUGAGAUUUGGCAAGUGGGGGAACACUAAGAUCUGUUGUACUGGCUCAAUGUGGGGAAAAUGCUAACACUCACAAUAAUUUCGAAUGUAAGCUUGAGCAUUAGUAGACAAAUUGUGAUCAGCUUAGCUGCUGCUCUUUGUGGAUUUAAACGACUGACUUCAACAUGUGUUUCACAGCCAUCUCGGUGGAGUUUCAUUUCUUACACUAACAGUAUACUGGAUGUUGCCUUUAUACUAGACAGGUGGAUGAAUUCAUUCAUUGAAUGAAUCUAAGCAUCAUCAGCUUAAAUGCAAAUCCAUCAUCUACACUACAUGUAACCUAACACUGACAACUACAGCCACUGAGUAUCAGGCUAACACAGUGUUUUACUGUAAAUUCACCAGAUUGAUGCAAGCUAACCUGUUUAUCCUGCACAUAACUACCCUGAAUGUUCAUGAAACAUUUGAUGAACACAUAAUUAGUGCAUGGUACAGUAGUACCAUUUGCUCCAGUUCUUCUUGUUCUUGUCCCCACGCUUUGUCAGAUGCUGACCAAGUCUGUAGGGGCUACUUUGGGGUUAAAAGUUAAAAAACCAGGCUGUGAGACCAUGCGUGGAAAUAUCAUAAACAAACAUAAAGUACCUGCAAAGCUGUGUGCCAUGGGUCCUUGAUGUCA
Molecule: messenger RNA, 4373 nt
Organism: Haplochromis burtoni (Burton's mouthbrooder)
Lineage: Eukaryota; Metazoa; Chordata; Actinopteri; Cichliformes; Cichlidae
Gene: fitm1l
Product: fat storage inducing transmembrane protein 1, like
Exons: 2
Coding region: 2002-2868 (288 amino acids)
Biological process (GO): lipid droplet organization; lipid storage; phospholipid biosynthetic process
Cellular component (GO): endoplasmic reticulum membrane
Source: RefSeq, a predicted model, not a curated record